Ochlerotatus camptorhynchus is the source of this 928-nucleotide messenger RNA. RefSeq names its product sugar transporter SWEET1-like. The record is from RefSeq and is a predicted model, not a curated record. NCBI's taxonomy places the organism in Eukaryota, Metazoa, Arthropoda, Insecta, Diptera, Culicidae. Gene Ontology annotation, biological process: carbohydrate transport. Gene Ontology annotation, molecular function: sugar transmembrane transporter activity. The transcript is spliced from 4 exons. Gene Ontology annotation, cellular component: membrane. The coding region runs from base 82 to 768 and encodes 228 amino acids.
UGAAAUUCAAAUCUCUUCCAGUCAGUCGUCUGGCAGCUAUCAACAAGAAAGUCACUCGCUCCAUAAAAAAAAAACACGAACAUGGACUCACUGGCACGUGCUCUGCUGCCCUACCGGGACGUGAUUGGGAAUGUGGCUGGCAUGUUGACCAUCGCGCAGUUUCUGAGUGGUUGCUUCACGUGCAACAAGAUCCGACUGAAGGGUAGCUCCGAAGGAUUCUCCGCUUUGCAGUUUGUGUUCGGAUGUGGAUUAACGGCCCUUCAGCUGAAAUACUCCCAGAUGCUUCGGGCGGCCGCCCUGAUUCGAACUAGCUGCUAUGCCCUUGCCAUCUGCUUGGUCUACUCCGGAUGGUAUCUGUUCUACACUCCAAGUGGCAAGAGAAGCAACUUCUGGAAGCUGGUGAUGAGAACAUUCCUAGUCGUGGCUGGAGCCCUGAUCUAUACGGGUUUCGAAAAUCCAGCACAAGUAAAGGACCGAUUCGGACUGUUGGUGACAAUCUUGACCCUGUGCUACAUCGGAUUGCCAUUACUGAAAUUGGGCGAAGUAAUCAAAAAUAAAAGCAGUGAAGGGCUUCCCUUGCCGGUGAUCCUGGCCAGCACCGGAGCCUCCAUCCUCUGGCUGCUGUACGGAAUCAUCUUACACAACUACUUUAUCAUUGUUCAGAAAGUUAUAGCCCUUGGUUUGUGUGCGGUGCAGUUGUCGCUUUUUGUGAUUUAUCCAGCAACGGCAGCGGGACCGCCGAAGCAGAAGAAAUCCAAAGGCGAAUAAUUGUACCUACCUACGUAAACAACGGGCCAAGGAAAUCAGUCAAGCGUUUUGUGAUAAGAGUGUUUACAUGGUUCGGUGCACGAUACGGUGUGUUCUAAGUGGUGGAGACACUGCAAACAGAAAUCGAUGAAUAAAUAUUGCUUUGAAAUUUAGUGCACGA